AUGCAACCAACCGCCCAGGCCACCCAGAAAGAUACUUCUGAAGACAAGGAUAACUGGAUUCACAAAGGCUACGCCUGGAAUCCACAAUGUGUGAUUGUUUGA
This is a messenger RNA of Lachancea dasiensis, 102 nucleotides long. The record is from the annotation of a GenBank genome assembly. Lineage: Eukaryota; Fungi; Ascomycota; Saccharomycetes; Saccharomycetales; Saccharomycetaceae.